AUGAAAUCCAACUUGAUUAUCACGCUCGUUACCGCACCCCGUUUCCGACGCUACCUGAUAGUUUAUCUGGUGCUGUUGGUUAUCUGUUGGGCCGGCUGGGUUGGGUUCGCAUCGCCCCAGCUGAAGGAACAUGGGCAGAUCGCGAAGGCGCUCGACGUGAAGAAUCGGGAUCGGGUGGGAGGCUGGUUUGGCACGAAUUCCCUGCCGAGAUUCGCGGACCUAGUGCACUUGGAGACCCUCGAUGAGCAGCUGCUGCCAUCGGAGGGGCAGGAUGAUAUCCCGCUGGACCGACGAAGGCUGGUCGUGGUGGGCGAUGUGCACGGCUGUAAAGACGAGUUGGACGACCUGCUCGACAAAAUCUCCUUCGACGGUCAGACAGACCACUUAAUCUUCGCCGGCGAUCUGAUCACGAAAGGCCCGAAAAGCCUCGAAGUCGUCCAACUUGCUCGUGAAUACAACGCCUCGUGCGUCCGCGGGAACAAUGAAGACCGCAUCCUCCUGUACCAUCGCGAGCUCCUCGCCUCAGGCGUCCUUUCCGUGCCCGGACCAAAUACCAAGCUCAGCUCUGAUGAUGCUGCGGAUACCGGCAAAUUUCAGCCAGAGAUCCUUCCAUACGGAAACCGCAAAGAACACCUGUUAGCUCAGGCACUCGGCGAUGAGGAUGCAGCAUGGUUACACAAGUGCCCUGUGAUCCUCAAAGUGGGACGAAUCGGGGACCUGGGCGAAGUGGUGGUCGUGCACGGCGGCCUGGUUCCCGGCGUGGAGCUGGAGAGUCAAGACCCGUUUGCGGUGAUGACGAUGCGCAGUUUGGAUUUGGAUACGCAUGUUCCUAGCUCAAAGGCAUCGGGAAUGCAUUGGGCAAAGAUCUUCAACAAAUACCAGUCCCUCCUGGCAUCACGGCUCGCUUCUGAGCCGUCCUCCGUCGACGCUUCCUUGCCAACAACCGUUAUCUAUGGUCACACUCCCCACCGUUCGGCCGCCAUCCGGAAAUAUACAAAGGGCAUCGACACCGGUUGUGUGAGAGGCGGCAAGCUCACGGCUCUCGUUCUUGAAAACGGCGGCAAGACGAGAGUUGAGCAUGUGAGAUGCAAAGACUACGUUUCAGAAAGGAAAUAA
Uncinocarpus reesii 1704 is the source of this 1116-nucleotide messenger RNA. RefSeq lists its product as uncharacterized. Lineage: Eukaryota; Fungi; Ascomycota; Eurotiomycetes; Onygenales; Onygenaceae. Gene Ontology annotation, cellular component: cytoplasm. Gene Ontology annotation, biological process: polyphosphate catabolic process. The coding region runs from base 1 to 1116 and encodes 371 amino acids. The record is from RefSeq and is a predicted model, not a curated record. The transcript has 3 exons. Gene Ontology annotation, molecular function: phosphatase activity; endopolyphosphatase activity.